This is a messenger RNA of Symbiodinium sp. CCMP2592, 4254 nucleotides long. The record is from the annotation of a GenBank genome assembly. NCBI's taxonomy places the organism in Eukaryota, Dinophyceae, Suessiales, Symbiodiniaceae.
AUGAAGGCGACUCGGGCGAGGCCUCUCAGCCGUGGCCGAUGCGUGGCCACGCCUUGCAACGGCCGGCGCUUCGCAGAUCAGGUCGUGAUGCCGACCCGCAUGCCUGAGGGUGCGCGCGACCUGCUCCAGAGCUGUGCAGCUGGUGCCACCCAGGAGGAGCUGAGCCAGAAGCUAUCUGCACUCUCCAAGUCUUCGAAAGGCGAGCUUGGCGAGGACCAGGUGGAACUCUGGCAGAGCGCUGUGUUCUGGAUCCUCACAGCACCUCACCAGCGGCCUUUGGCGGCUGCCGGAGCACUCCGAGCUCUGGGGGCUGCACUCGCCAGCCAGCCGCCAUCGGCAGAGCUGCACCAAAAGGCCCUGACGUGGCUCCUCGAGGUGCAUGGCUUUUGGUGCCGGGGUCGGGGAGCUGAAGUCGGCGACGCCGCCGACACCGCCACACGCUGGCGAGCUUGCCAUGUGCUUGAUGGCUUCCUGCGCGCACUGUCCAACGAAGGCUUCGCCGACCUCCCGACGGAAUUGCGAGAUGCCUGUGCAAAGAUUCUUCUGGCGCGAUGUGCAGACCGCUGCCAGGACGUUCGCAUUGCGGCUGCCGAAAGCCUGUCCUUCCUGGGCGCCGGAGUGGAGCAGGUGGUUGAGGUUCUGCGGGACCGGGCCACGCAGGACUCUUGCGCUCACGUUCGGGCGGUGUGCAUCGCCGGCUUCCUUUCGAUGAGAGCUCCGCAGGAGUUUGAGGAGCUGGACGCGGAGCUGGUUCUGCGGGCCAGCCUCGACAAGACCUCGCGUGUUCGGCGAAGGCUUUUCACUACCCUUCGGACGCCUGGUGCUCCGGGCCGCUUCGAAGACACCUGGCGGCGGGCAGUGCUCCGUGGCCUCGGAGACCACAACAAAGGCGUGCGUUUGGCCGCAACGCGCUGCCUCGUGUCCGACGUGCUCUCAGAGUCCAAGGGCAGGAUGCCGGCGUUCCUGUCCGAUGCCGACAGUGCAGCAGGUGUGGUGGCGCAGAUCGCCGAAUGUCUGGAGGCCGUCGUCCGCCGGCCGAGUUUGGAGCCAUCAGAGGCUGAGCGGGAUGCCUCGGCAUUGCAGGCGGUGCAGUCCCUUUUGAAGCGAUUCGAUGUGGAGGAGGCUUUGGCCACCAUCGGGGCCAAAUCUACACGCGCCGAUGCCGUGUUCGCGCGACUAACCAUCGAGCUAGCAGCUCGGCUCAGCGAGGCUCCGCCAGCGGGCACGCUGGUGCCGGCAAUUCGCAAGUCCGUGGAGAUCCUGAAGAGCACUGCCGACCCUGACACCGCCGCACAGGCUACCUUCGACCUGUGUCAGCUCUUCCACUCCUCGCAUGUCUCACCGCUGCCUCAUGAGACGUCGGGCCGGAUGGAGAUGGUCGAAAUGGCUGCCGCAGCCAUCAUGGCCAUCCCCGUGGAGGCGGCAGCGACCGGCCGGGUCUCCGGUUUUUUCCCGAACGGCCGAGAGGCUGCAUCGAUGCCGGUGAUGUCGCUGGCUUUUCUGCUUUUUCGCAGAGUCGCCUCUGCCGAUGUGAGCAACUCAAUGCAGCAUCGGGGCAGGAAGGCAGAAAUGGAAGCAGAGGCCACGUUAGCCAUGAUGGCUUCCGGAAUUUAUGGACAGAUCAGAAAGGACGCAGCGGCGGCCGAUCAUCAUCUUAAGAAGCGGGAGAAUGAAAUGGCACAGCUACGACAGGACUUGGAUGACGAGCGCUGGUCGGAACAGGCCCGGCAAAGGCAUGUUCGUGUCGCUGCGGGGCCGAGCACCCAGGAGCUUGAGAAGGCACUCGAAAGGAAGAGGAGCCAAGUGGAGGAGGCUCGUGACUACCGUGACGAGUCUUUCCUGCGAGUGCUGCUGAUGUCCAGCACCUGGCUCCAGUACUGUCACAACUUCCUCUCCCCGUCGCAGUCCAAGUUGCUUGACGAGGUGUUAUUGCCCUUUGUGAACGAGCAAGACCGAAGCGCAGAGUCACAGGUCGCCGCGAUCUACGGAAUCGCCAUCGGCGCAUCGAAGUGCAAGGACCGAACAAGAUCUUUCUGGGACUUCUUCAUUGGCAUCCUGGAGAAGCUGCCCCUCACGGAUCCGUCUGGGCUCGGUGUGGCGCUGCGCCUCGUGGAAGUUGCCAUCCUCUUCGUGUGCGAUGCCCUGUUAAUCCAUGCGGAGGCCCUCCGCGACCGGCGCGUGGAUGCCACGGCCACCCUUGCAAGGACUCUGCGCAUGUUGGACUCUCUUCAGUCCGCGAGUCGCGUCCGCUCCCUGCUUUUGGAUCGUUGCUGCAGCCUGCUUCUCUGGGGGAUCGCGGAAGGCGCCGCGGCUGCGUGGCUGCUGGGCAGGCUCUUGCGCGAGGUCUCUGCAUCGGCGCCGCCCGUGCGCGCCGUUGGCGCAGAGGCCAAAACGGCCGUAGCAGCUCCCGCGCCGGAGAAGGCUUACCUGGCUUUGGGCCUUCCAGCACCGCAGAUUGCGCACGACGCAGAGGACGACUCUAUGGACGACGAGGAGUCAACAGACGCCGGCAAGGCUGCAGAGGACAGGGCAGUGCUGUCCGCCCGCCUGGUGCGCUUCUUUGUCACGCUGCCGACGUUGUCGGCCUUCCACGCCGGACUCCUGGUCGCCGCCGCAGAGGCAUUCUUCGCGACUCGGAUGUAUGCCCCGGGAGCCAGCGACAGCUCCAAGCCCACGCCUCUGCCCUCCGCGCUGCGCGCGGUGCGCUUCGUGGGAGCCCGGCUGCGGGAUGCCAAGGCUGCCCUGCAGUCUUUCGGCGCGGACGCCGUGGCGAUGCAGCUGCAGGUCAUGAGGGCUGUGGCCGGAGCCUUGCUCAGCGGACCGCACGUGGAGGCCAAGGCAAUGACGGAAGUUUUAGCGGCCGGCUUGGUCGUGGCUGCGGAAGGUGGACCACCUUUCGACUGGGCUGGGGAGGAGGCCCCAGAGCUCCGAGAAGCCACCCGCGCGCUGCUUUGCGAUUGGUCGCCGGCCACGACGGCCCAGGCGGCCACGGCGCUGCUGAGUGAGAUCCAUGCUCCGGGCCGGCCCUCCAUAGAAGCGGGUAGGGAAUUCGCGCAGGAUAGCAUUGAUGCGGCAGCUCAAUUGCGCCACGACUUAUCCGCCCUGGGCCUCGAAGCGCCGAUGCCCGGAGUGCAGCUCGUGAGCAAUGCUUCGAACCUGCCGAAGCGACGUGUCGGGUACUGGCAGCCCAGGGCCCCUUCUCCCAAAAGGAAAGAGCAUGAGGAAGCUGAGGAGAGCGACGGGGAGUUUGAUGACGAGGAGGAAGAGCUGGUCAAACGCUGGGAGCUCAUCGACAAGGCAGGGCUGCGCAUUGCCUUGGUGCCCCGCGGGGGCGGGCUCACGGUGGGUCGUCAUCCUAGUUGUGAUGUUUGCGUCUCCCUCCCGGCAGUGAGCGCUCGCCACUGCGUGCUCUCCUGCCUGGCAGGAAGUGGCGACAAGGAGUCCCUGGUCCUCCGCGAUCUCGGCAGCUCCAACGGCACCUUGGUGAAUGGCAUCCACAUCCAGAGCGGAAGCGAACUGGGACUCAGUGGCGGUGACGCGAUUUCGCUAGCAGCCAGCGACGGGUACUCCUUCACAGUCCGGCUCAGCCGUGUAGCACCGUCAGCGACGUCUCCGCCACGGGGCAAGCGCCCGAUGGAAGAGGAGCAUGUGGACGAACGGAACGUGCGUCCACGGACAGAGUCAGAGGAGGCGCCUGACGGCCAGAAGGAUGCCGCUGUGCUCAUCGACAAGGCACCGGCCAUCCGGCGCCGCCUCCGCCGCAAGACGCCCGAUCCAUCCUGGCUCGCCCAGGACACCAGCAAAGAGCGCGUCGAAUCAGAUUUGGACGACGACAUGGUGGAGGUCCAGGCCGAGCCAGCAAGGUCUGCAGCAGUCCAAGCCGAGCCUGGCAUCGAUGAGGUGGCAGUUGCAGUGCUGCAAGCCAAGGAGGCAGCUUCUUCCGGCGUGCCACGCCUGGUGGAUCUCAGCAGUGGGCAGGUAUUCCCUCUUCCGGAAGAUGGCAUUGUGGCAAUCGGCCGUCGCACCGAUUGCGAGGUUGUUAUUCCACGUUCGGUGGUCAGUGGUCGCCAUUGCGUGCUCCUGUGCAAGAAUGGCUGCGUCCAACUCGAGGAUACCAGCUCCAACGGCACCUUUGUCAACGAAACCCAGGUGCCGAAAGGCUUUAGCCUCCCGCAGCGCAUUGCCUUGCGCGACGGGGAUCACAUCUACCUGGCGCAGCGCCAGGGUCCCUCCUUGCUCUUCCUGUCGGCGUAG